Messenger RNA from Oppia nitens, 2842 nucleotides. Its product is annotated as neprilysin-1-like. Gene Ontology annotation, cellular component: plasma membrane. The coding region runs from base 101 to 2842 and encodes 913 amino acids. Lineage: Eukaryota; Metazoa; Arthropoda; Arachnida; Sarcoptiformes; Oppiidae. The record is from RefSeq and is a predicted model, not a curated record. Gene Ontology annotation, molecular function: metalloendopeptidase activity. Gene Ontology annotation, biological process: protein processing. The transcript has 15 exons.
UUAAAUGUUGAAAAUAAACUGAAAACAAGUGUUGUUAUUAAUAUCAUUGAUAAAAGUUUAAAGAUAAUUGUAAAUUGGGAUUUUUUUGAUAAAAAUAUUUAUGUCAAAAAUGAUGAACGUAUUAGUAGCGGCCAUACGGGACAAGAGGAACGGUAGCAAACGUGACAGUGGUUUUAGUAUGAGAUCACAAUAUCCACAAUACGUACUCUACGACAGUGAUGGCGAUGAAGUUGAGUGUAAUUUAUCAAACAUGAAGAUGUCUUAUGGAAGUAAUAGUAAGACAGCGCUUACGGAUGUCAUCAUCAGACCCCGUGGACGUGGAUUUUGGUCAAACAGAACACCAAUGGAAAGAUUCAUGAUUUUCCUCAUAACCACACUGUUUAUGGUAACAGUUGGUCUUGUUUUGACCGCUACUUAUAUAACUUACAAUAGAGAUAUCAAUGUCACGAUAAAUGUAGUAAAUCAAACAUCACAUUCAGACAUAGAUAUUAUCAGCACCGGUAGUCCUGAUGUUAUAUUUAGUAAUCAGUCAAUUCAGACAGUAUCUAAUCGUCCAGAAAAUGCUGUCAGUGAUAGCUCCGAGUCAUCGAUAGCAACACAAAGUACUAGUGAUACAAGUGUUGUAAUCAACCAAACGAUGGCCAAUACUGUUCAUACAAAUGAAAUGGACGACCAGUCUGUGAUUGAAACACAAAAUACAUCAAAUGUAACGUCAGAUAAUGCGGUCAACACAAGUGAGACACUUGUCGACAAUAAACUCAGCUCAAUAUCAAUAAACAUCUGUAACACUGAGGCCUGUAAAAAGGCCGGUCAAAUAAUUAGGGAUUCACUAAACACAACAAUAGAUCCAUGCGAUGACUUUUAUGAGUUCGCGUGCGGCGGUUGGGAGACCACUCAUACAAUACCAGCCGAUAAGUCCCGUUACGGCAGUUUUGACGCCGUCGAUGAAGAGCUCAAAAAAAGUAUUAAAGAAUAUUUGAGUAAAAAAACUACAAAAAGUGAUUCAAAAGCCGUUAUCUAUGCCUCAGAUUUUUACAAGGCUUGCAUUGAUGAGGCAACUAUUAAUUCACGCGGAGUAACACCACUUCUGGAUGCACUUAAUUCAGUGGGCGGUUGGCCUAUCAUUGGACAGUCAAGUGUCUAUAAAAACAGUGAUUACGAUUGGACGGAAUCGUUCGCUAAACAAAUGGUUAACUUUGGUGUGGCCGCCAUAUACUCGGUCUCAGUACAGCCGGAUUCCAACGAUACACUUGUCAAUAGAGUUUACUAUGACUCCGGUGUUUUUGGUUUGGGUCGCAACCAAUUGGCUAAUACCAGUGCUUAUACCGAUAUAGUCAACGCAUACAAGAAAUACAUACUCGAAUCGGCACUACUAUUAGGCGGUAAAAAUGAUAGUCAAACACAACAAGAUAUUGAAGAUAUAUUGGCAUUUGAAUCAAAACUUGCUAUUUUAUCAUUACCACCGGAGAAAAAACGAGACUCAAGUAUUUGGUACAAUAGGAUGUCUUUCAAUGCAUUCAAUGACUUGACGACCCAAAAGAUUGAUUGGUUAAGCAUAACGAAUAAGAUCUAUGAAAAGCUAAACUCAACAAUUCGUGUCCAAAACGAUGAACUGGUUAUCAUUCAGGACAUUGACUAUUAUAAGGGCGUCAGUGAGUUGUUUGAGAAAACACCUGUACGUGUGAUCGCCAAUUACUUUGGUUGGAUGACUGUCAUGAAUCUGGGCUCCUAUACCACCAAACAAUUUCGGGACAUUGUGUUUACAUUUGACAAAGUAGUGUCAGGUGUGGAAAAAGAGACCGAACUGUGGCAGACCUGUACUAAUAGUUUAUCAUCAAGUCUUCAAUACGCUGUGAGCCGACUAUAUGUCGACAAAAAAUUCACACAAAAAGAUAAGGAAGAGGCGGCGCUAAUGAUUAAUGAUAUUAAGGAGUCGUACAAUCAAUUAAUUGCUGAAAGCGAUUGGUUGGAUGAAAGCACCAAAAAUAAGUCAUUAAUCAAAUUGAAUGCCAUUAAGCAAAAUAUUGGUUAUCCCGAUUGGCUACUCAACAAUGAUGACCUGGAUAAUUAUUAUAAGCUGACUCAAUCAGUGGACCCGAAAAAAUCCUUCGAAAGCAUACUUUACUUGCAAUAUGUUUCGGUGAACCGCGAGUUCAAGUCUAUCCGAGAAAAAGUUAAUCUAACCCUUAGUUGGCCAAUGCCUCCUGCAAUAGUAAACGCUGCCUAUGAGCCAACACAAAACUCUAUUACAAUACCUGCCGGUAUAUUGACCCUACCGUUUUUUGAUAGCCAACGACCCGCAUAUCUUAACUAUGGUGCCAUUGGACUGGUUGUAGGGCAUGAAAUGACACAUGGAUUUGAUGACGAAGGCAGCCAAUUUGAUCCAAAUGGUAAUCUAAUCAAUUGGUGGACACAAGAAAUCCGUAAACGUUUUGAGCAAAAAGCCGAUUGUUUUAUUAAUGAAUAUUCUAGUAUUUAUGUACCGGAAGUCGAUAUGCAUCUAAAUGGCAAGAAUACUGUGGGCGAAAAUAUAGCUGAUAACGGCGGUAUGCGUGAGUCAUAUCGGGCCUAUCAGAUAUACAUCCAGAAACACGGAGAACCACCGCGACUGCCAUACGUUAGCGAUUAUACACCCGAACAGCUCUAUUUCAUGUCUCACGCAAAUGUUUGGUGCAGUCUUUGGAGACCAGAAGCUCUGAAAACACAAAUCCAGUACAACCCUCACAGUCCCGGCAAAUAUCGGGUCAAUGUUCCCGUAUCCAACUUUAAGGCAUUUUCCGAUGCAUACAAGUGCUCACCAAACUCACGAAUGAAUAGAAAAGAUAAAUGUAUUUUGUGGUAA